Mesorhabditis spiculigera is the source of this 738-nucleotide messenger RNA. Lineage: Eukaryota; Metazoa; Nematoda; Chromadorea; Rhabditida; Rhabditidae. The record is from the annotation of a GenBank genome assembly.
AUGCCAAAAAUCGGGGCGUGGAAUGCGAGAAAAGUGCCAGCCCCCUACGUGGCCGCUUCUUCCUCGAUCACGAAUCCCUCGACAAAUCUGAUGGAAUCGUUUUCUCUCUCGUGUCCACAUGUCACUGACGCCGAAAAACAGGAGGUGGACAUCGAGGUCACGUGGACGCUGAACAACGCGAUAUGGCUCAAGAUUGGGAACGGGAAUCGGAUGGUGGACAACAAGUUGACGUCGUACAACAAGAAGACCAUCACCGGCAAAAACGUGUUGCGAAUCUCGGAAAACCUGGGGCGGUACAUGUUCGACUACGACGAGCUGACCGGCGAUUUCUCGAUGGAGAUCAUGCCUGUACUGCUUGAAGAAGACGCGGGGUUGUGGCAGUGCCACGUCACCGUCCACGACAGGGGGAAUACGCACACGCUGACGUCAAGGAGGAGGGUCAAGAAACCGCAUCCGCAUCGCCACCACGCCCCUGCCGCCUCCUCCAAAGAGCGUCUCCCGUCGGUGAUCAUCUACAAUGAGCAGCAACCACCACCCAGGACCCCGUCCCCCUCCAAAAUCAACGUCUUCAACCGGAAUCAGCCGGGGAUGGUGCAGAUUGAGAGAGACUCCGCGGACAGCACCCAAAUGGUCGUUUUCGAUCGGCGGGUGCCGCAGAAAAAGUACCGUAGCCAGCUGAGGGAUACGGUAAUCGAUUACGAGAUGAGUGUCCAGGAGGAGCCGAUACAUUACGGUAGG